Molecule: messenger RNA, 1760 nt
Organism: Ilex paraguariensis (yerba mate)
Lineage: Eukaryota; Viridiplantae; Streptophyta; Magnoliopsida; Aquifoliales; Aquifoliaceae
Source: the annotation of a GenBank genome assembly
UUAUUCUGUAUUUUUUGUUUUUAUUACGUCUUUUGUACAGUUUUAGUUUGUCCACCGAUCGAGCUUUCUAGCUAUUUGAGGACAAUAGCCGAAGCCAUUCUCUUCUGCAGAAGAGCACCCUGUUCCUCUCCUCCCUAUUUGGACCGCAUUUGUUCUAGAAUCGCUUCGUAUUCCAAAGCAGCUGAGAGAGAGAGAGAGAAUGUUCCAUCUCAAGAAGCCAUCAACAACGAAUUCACAUGACAGACCCAUGUGCGUUGAAGGAGACUCCGGACUUGUUCUCACCACAGACCCAAAACCCCGCCUCCGAUGGACCGUCGAGCUUCAUGAACGCUUUGUUGAUGCUGUUACUCAGCUUGGGGGAUCAGAUAAGGCCACACCAAAGACCAUCAUGAGAGUUAUGGGUGUCAAGGGUCUCACUCUUUACCAUCUCAAGAGCCAUCUUCAGAAAUUCAGGCUCGGAAAGCAGCCUCACAAGGAAUUCAGUGAUCACUCAAUUAAAGAUGCUUCAGCUUUGGAUUUUCAGAGAAAUACUCCAUCAUCCUCUGCAAUGACAGGCCGUUGUAUGAAUGAGAUGCAAAUGGAGAUGAAUAGAAGACUGCACGAACAAUUAGAGGUACAGAGACACCUUCAGUUGAGAAUUGAGGCUCAAGGAAAAUACAUGCAGAGUAUACUGGAAGCUUGUGAAACGCUUGCCGGUGAAAACAUGGCUUCAGGAGGAUGCUACACACUGGACAUUAAUAUUGGAAAUCAACUAGUUCCUGACAUCAUGAAAGAUUUUGGCCCUCCUUUCAACUUUUCAUCUAUAGAUCAGAAGCACCUCAACAUCAACAACAUAUAUGGUGGGGAUGUGCAACUCGGACUUCACCCAAAAAUGGAAAUAUCAUCCCCUGAUGAUGAUGAUGAUGAUGAUUUCUUGCCUCGGCUUCUCUCUAGAUGAUCAAAAGAUUCACAUUGCAGUAGCAGUGCUAUCUAUUGACAGGGGCAAUUGAUAUCGAUUGUGUAUCGGAGUCGGACAUGGUGGUUUUAUGAUAACAAAGCCAAAUUUAGCAGGUUAUGCAUGCUAUUGCUAGCUUUGUCUGACAAGAAAGAAAUUUGAUGCAUCUGCAAAGCUUGAAAGGCCCUGAUCACCACGAAGAGCACUACUUUAAUUUCAACCGACCGAACCGAAUGAAUCCUGUGAUAUAUUAACUAACACUAAUACCAUGCCACAAGGAAGAAACUCUCCAUUGGGGUGGUGAAGCUGAAUCGUACGUACGUGCAUUGCUCCUUACACAUACGUAUUACCACUGUCAUUCAUCCCACUUCAGAUAGAUAUACUGUGAUUGAGAUCAUCAUCUGUAGCAUGGCCCCAUAAUUUUUUGAGCAUUUCAAUACAACAACCCUAGUUUUUUUCUUUUAUUGUGAGAGGAUAAAUUUUAUAUUCAUAUUCCCCCUCCCCUUUUUCUCAAAUAAAACCGUUUCUGCCCCUGUUGCUUAGUGUGGUAUAGAGGUCAUGACAAGUACACAGAAGCAUGCCCGUAAGGUGACAGUAUCCUGGUAACUAUUGUCGCCUAAUUCCUUUGAUAUCACAAUUCUUAGCUGCUAUUCUUCAAAAUUACUGAUGGGCCCGGCCCAAGGCCCAACUCGGGUAAUGGGCCCAUCCUAGUUCAAGCUUAACUCAAAUAAUGGGUCCAGGCCGUCCGGCCCAAACAAGGCCCAGUGGAUCUGGCCAAGAAGAAACUCAGAUCUAGGCAAGCUCACCAGAGCCCAGUCAACGAUGC